Messenger RNA from Pyricularia oryzae 70-15, 3938 nucleotides. Its product is annotated as PLK protein kinase. The record is from RefSeq and is a predicted model, not a curated record. Bases 300 to 3329 code for a protein of 1009 amino acids. The transcript is spliced from 5 exons. Gene Ontology annotation, cellular component: nucleus; cytoplasm; centrosome. NCBI's taxonomy places the organism in Eukaryota, Fungi, Ascomycota, Sordariomycetes, Magnaporthales, Pyriculariaceae. Gene Ontology annotation, molecular function: ATP binding; protein binding; protein kinase activity. Gene Ontology annotation, biological process: mitotic cell cycle; regulation of protein localization to mitotic spindle pole body; protein phosphorylation.
GGAACGUCCUCGCUGCUUUCCUGACAUUGAAACCCUAAUGUUCACAGGCUAUAGGGAAUCCGAGGUAAUAGUUAGCCGGCUGUUUCUUCUCAUUGACUGCUUGUUCUUGUCCAAGAUUAAAAGUACUUGGCUUUGAUUUACUUUUUUCUUUUCCUGUUGUGUUUUGCUGAACUAGGCAGCAGAUACCCGCGCCGCGGAAACCAUCGACUACUGCCCUCAAGUGGGACGGCGCAACAAGCGACAGACGCAAAAGACGAAGAACGGCAAAAAAGACCGACUCGGAUGCUGCAUCUCGUAAAAUGGUAGCCAAGGGCAUCGACAUGGAGGCAUUGUCUCCGAGAGAUGCUAAUGCCCAGCGCCCGCAGAGGGUCAAUGACUUGAAGACCAAAGCUGCGGCACAGCUCAAGGCCAACAAGGAGAAGGAACACCCGCCGCCGCCGCCACCACACGUAACCGAGCCGCCAAGCAACGACUGCAAAGAUGGUAACGUCUACCAGGUCGGCAAGCUGCUGGGCAAGGGUGGCUUCGCCGUUUGCUACGAGGGCCAGCUCCCCGGAACACGGAAAAGGUUUGCUCUCAAGAUCGUCAAGAGCAAGAUGCCCAGCAAGAUGGAGCAGAAGUUCCAAACUGAGUUGCAAAUACACUCCAAAAUGCGACAGGUCAACAUUGUCCAGUUCUACCGCGCAUUCUCUUUUGAGAGCUCCACCUACCUUGUGCUGGAGCUGUGUCCCAACGGGUCUCUGAUGGAUAUGGUCAAGCGCCGCAAGGGAGUCACCGAGGCAGAGGUUCGCUUCUACGCUGUUCAGAUCGCCGGCGCCAUCAAGUACAUGCACUCCAAGGGAAUCAUCCACCGUGACUUGAAGAUGGGGAACAUCUUCCUCGACAGGCAAAUGAACGCAAAGAUUGGUGACUUUGGCCUGGCUGCGCUACUGGUUACGGGCAGAGAUAUGCAAACCAUCCGAAGGACGACGCUCUGCGGAACACCAAACUAUAUUGCCCCCGAGAUCCUGGAGAAGGGUCGAAAGGGACAUGACCACAACGUUGACAUCUGGAGCUUGGGAGUGAUAGUGUUUGCUAUGCUGACUUCGAAACCGCCUUUCCAAUCUACCACAACGGACGAGAUCUACCGACGCGCACGGGAACGAGAUUAUGAGUGGCCAACUAUGGAAAGCUUAAACAGGAUAAUCAGCAAAGAGGCUAAGGAUCUCGUUGCAACUAUGCUCGAAGAUGCAGACAGGAGGCCUGACCCAGACAGCAUCGUUCAGCACCCAUUCUUCCUAGCUGGUUACAUGCCUUCGUCAGACGACAUGACCCCGAAGCUGCGGGAAUAUCCUCCGGACAACGAGUGCUUCUAUAAUUAUCCCCGCAAUGAGGAAGAGGAGGUCGAGAACCUGUUAGCUCUCAAGGAGAUGUGCAAAUCCUGCGAGGUGGGACCGUGGAACGAGAUGCAGGUGGUACACCGUCCAGUAUGGAGGGAGAUGGCCGCUGAGGAGAAGGCAGGCCUGACUCCCAUUAUUCCGUUGGAAGAAGGCAUUGUCUACCGACCCUUUGACGAGGUUGCCAAGGAGAUUAGAGCACAGCAGAAGUUUGCACCUCAGAACUCGACUUCCCAGGCCAGACCAAAGUCGGAGGAGCCCAGCCAGGCUCCCCGGAAUCCUCUUCCAGACUCAGCAAAGCCACUACCUCAGAGCUUUGCGGCUCAGCAACGGGCUCAGGGAAGGACCGCCAAAGCUCCGGGCACCAUUCGACUUCAGGAUAUGCGGGAAGCCACUGCCAAACAGCCCAGUACUGUGCGCAGCAGAGCAAAGAAGGAGGCAGAUGUCGUGGUAUCUGUAGCACCGGUAGACGUCCCACCAGAGACGUUGUCUAGCAUUCCUAGGAGUGUGUCGGGCCAGUCGCUCCCAGCGCGCGAGCAAACCCUCACCCUGCGUGGCACCACGCGAUCAUCCAGGCCACAGCUCACAAGCAGCCGGACUGAGCCCAUUCUCCGAAAAGCUAGCGGUGAUUCGGAUGUGCAACCUGCAGCAACACGCCGAAGUGCCACACCACCUGCAGCAACACAGAGCAAUGACCAGGUUAGCUUGUUCAACCCUUUGGAACUUCGAGAGAAGGUCCCAGAGACGAGACCCGACCUCGUUUUGGAUCGUCUCAGGAAACUACAGGCCGAGCUGGAGCGGGCUCUCAAUUCACGAUCGAUGGCGUACGUCUCGACGCGAGAGAAGACGCCGUCACCGCCGCACAUAGUGGUUAAGUGGGUUGACUAUACCAACAAAUUCGGCCUCGGUUACAUCCUGAGCGAUGGCACCAUUGGCUGCAUCUUGAGGCAGAUGCCAACCAACGACGGCGCCAAGUCCCCGAUGUUGCCGCCAGCCUGUCUCUUGGUCCACGAUGGUGAACGCCACAUACGAAGAAAGAACGAUUUGUCGUACCCAGACCGCCAUCAAAUCCUGCCUAUGGGAGAAAGCAUCUACUUCUACGAAAACUAUGGGGAGGACGGCCUGUCACGGGUACGGGUAGACCCACGGAACUUCAAAGUUCCUGUUGGUCCCGACGGGGUUGCUGCCAAGCUUUCGGCAGGCAAAGACGUCUUCGACCAUCGUAAGCGUGAGCGAAUCGUGCUUUGGAAAAAAUUUGCCAACUACAUGCUUGCGUACGGGCGCGAACUCGAGGGCGAAGGUGACGAGGCUCCUAUCCCGAUACCAAAGAUGACCGACCUCACGGCCGCUCCGAGCGACCUGGUCACAUUUUACCAACGUUUUGGUGACGUCGGCUGCUGGCACUUUAGCGAUGGUCAUGUCCAGUUCAACUUCCCUGACCAUACCAAAAUUGUGCUGGAUUCCACAGGCACUUGGUGCCACUUCUGGCACCUGCCCGAGGAUGCUGCCAACAACCUGGCUACCGAAGGCACCCUCGACGAGUCAUCCUUGGACGCGCGGAGUGUCCUCUCUUACCCUCUCCAGACCCUGCUGAACUUCACCGUUCCUUCUAAGGCGACUUCGCGUACCGCCAACGCUUCUCGAUGCCGCCCCGAGAUCCCGGCCGAGCUGCAGAGCAUUCCCAGUGCCAACGACUUCCGGCGCAAGAUUGAUUUCAUCAAGAACGUGGUCAAGGAGUGGGUGGUAAACGGCGGGAUCGGAAACAGCGACAUGUCGCGCGACCGCCGUAUCCGCUGGGCUGGCUACCGUGAGACCAAGACCACCCAGGGCCCGCUCAAGCACGUCUGGGUGACUAUAGGGUCACGGCGUGGCGAUGAGCGUUACACCACAAUGUGGGAUCCGCGCAAGCCCAACGAGUUUGGCCCCGAUAUUGACGACACCAAGAAGCCAUAGGGCGAAUAGUCUUUGGGCUCGCCGCAGCUUGGCUGUUUGUUUUAUCCUUUUGGAGAUGCAUACCACAUACAUUUGGGCGUUCACCCCCUACUGUCACAGUAGGGGGGAUUUUUUCCUCUUUCCUUUUCAGCACCGGCAUCGUCUCUUGUUGUUCGUUUGACGCUUGACGAUUCCCCUCUCAUGAUUCAUGACGGCGCAUCUUUCUGUUGGCAUACUUGAUAUAAUUUUUUCAUCCAUUGUUACUGUUUUUUAAUCAUAUAUUAUUUUCUUCUCCUUACUGUCGCUGGUCCUUCGUAUUUUCUCACGCUAGAAACCUAGCACGAAGCACGCCAAGCGCAGCAUAUACUCAAUUCGAAGUCACGUCCGCACUCGUGAACCAGGCCCAGUCCAGUCAACCUUUGCUCGUAGAUGGGGAGGCAACACUUGCUUGACUUGGCCUUGUUUCGAAAAUUUAGACCGGUUGGAAACUGCAGUAACAAGGUCACGAGUCUAGUACCAAACGUCUCUCGUGUGUGUGUGUGUGUGUGCAUAACAAGUAUCCGAUAAUUUUCGGCUGCAUAAUCCAAUCAGUUAUCACUUGGUUGAAAUAGAGUCCCUGCUAUUGUUUAC